AUGGCGGUGGAUAGACAAACUGCUUUCUUAAUUAUAAUAAUGAUUAUAUUCAUUCUAGUACCCACUGGUAAUGAUCAGCCACAUUCGUCCAUGGAACGACAGACCCUAACUACUUAUCAAAACCAGUUACGAACAUCAAGGGAGAUAAUGUUCAAUUCUACUUAUAAAGGUGGUUAUGGUAAUAUUACAGGGUUUCAAUUAUCAUAUGAUGAUCACGUUCUGGGGAAAAAGACGAAGGAUUGGCCCAUUCACAAAUUCACCGAUAAAUUAAAGUGGGAAGAAAUUGAGAAAUAUUCGGUAUUACCUAAUGAUGUAAGCGAACGAGUCCGAUCGUUCUGGGGGAAGGAUAGAGUAGAGGAUACUGCAGGCAGUUAUAUGUUAAAUAUUUCGGGUAGAGCAGAAGGCGAGUUUAAAAAUGUGAAAAUUUCAAAUGUUAAACCGGUCAAUUUAGUUAUUCCGCAGUAUUUGAAGGAUUAUUAUAGCUCCUACAAUAGAGAUAUCCCCACAGAUAAUGGAAAUAAUGAUGAUACCAUACCUGAUAGAGACCAAAGUGACUAUUUUGAAAGACCUGUUGACAGAGUAGGUAACAUCACAACUGGCAAUGGAAUUAUAAAGAUGCAUAUUUCCGGAUUUGAUUACAAUUUUAAAAAUCCCGAGUUCUCCAAAUUCAUAUACAAUGAAACAACCGAUAGAAUUGACGAUGCGGUUGUUGCCAAGAUAGACCUUAAUUUGCAAGAUUAUCCUGAAAUUCAAAGUCAUGGACUCCAAUUACGUGGAGUCUAUUUCCAAAAAUUAGGCGCCAUGGUAAGUGCCACUAACAGUGCUAAAUUCUUUGGGGAUUAUGGGCUAAGUCAUUUAACUAUGACUAAAGAAAAUUUUAAGAUUGCCAAUAAGCUAAUGAGCCAAUACAAGAAUAUAACUAAUUUGGAAAGAGAUAUUCUAAUGGAUGAUGUCCAUGGUUCAAUUAUUCGAGCUCAAGAAAAAUGUGAAUUUAUAUCUUUUAUUCAAUUUGAGAAAACCGAAUAUACAUUUGAUGAAUUGAGAAUGAUUGAUGAAGAAUUGCGAAGACCCACAGGAAGACCCAUUCCACGAGAUAUACCACAAAUUUCCGUGAAGGAAUUCCUUCUUUAUUCACCAGAUUGUGGAAUUAUUUUGACAAAUAAACCAAACACCUCAUUUUCUGGUUUGCGUAACGAAGUUUGGAUUUCUCAGUUAAGAGUUGGUUUAGUAGGAUUAUUAGUAUUGGUGUUCUGCCAAUUAAUGUUAUUCUUGAGACAAAUGCAACAAUCCAGAACUCCAGGACAAUUAUCACUCAUUUCCAGCACGUCUUUGUUCCUUUUAGGAUUUGAAGAUUCUACAUUAGCAUUAAUCUUCUUUUUCCUUGCAUCUGUAAGUGAAGAUUUGUUCUUGAUUUUGAUUGCUAUUACUGUUGUUACAUUUAUCAUGUGCGGUAUUUUUGAAGUGAGAUUUAUGGUUUCUGUUUUAACCACACAAGCCAAUGAACAAGGUGCGUCAUGGUGGGAAAUAAUGAGAGGAGGAGUCAAUGGACAAACUCGUUCUGAACCAACUGAAAAUGAUACCGGGCCUAUAUUGCCAAUUGCUAAUCCUCCCCCUGCCCCUGCCACACCUCAAGCCAACCAAGUACCACAAACAAAUGCCGAUUGGCAAUCAAACGGAGCUUCAAGUUCAAUACUUGGAGUAGGUAUUACCUUUAGCAUAAUAUUUAUGUUCAUUAUAUUCAAUUCAUUCACGUGGAGAUUAACAUAUCGGAAGAUCACUGAAUAUAUUGGAUUUAUAUUUAUUAAUUCUUAUUGGUUGCCUCAAUUUUUACGUAACACAUUGAAGAAUCGUCGAAAGGCAUUUAGUUGGGAAUUCGUGUUUGGAAGCAGUGUAAUACGAUUACUACCAAUUUAUUAUGUUUGUUUAUACCAAAACAACCCAUUAAGACAUAGAUUUGAUGGUAAUUUAGUACUUGCUGUUACUGGUUGGGUAUUAUUCCAAAUUAUAUUAUUAAUAUUACAAUAUAAUUUUGGACCUAGAUUUUGGAUCAAUGAAAAAUGGCUACCACAAGCAUAUGAUUAUCAACAAAUUCUUUCACUUAAAGAUUUGGAGACCAAAUUUGCUAGUGAUAUUUUAUCUAGUAUUAAACCCCAAGAUGAAAACAAUGAAGAUGGGAUAAUGGAAUGUAAAUCAGAUUGUCCCGUUUGUAUGAAUGAAGUGACAUUACCUAUCUUGAUAAAACCCGAUAAUAAUGAAGCAAUCAAGAAAAUUGGUCAAAUGAAUAAAAAAUAUAUGAUUACACCCUGUCAUCAUAUUUUCCAUGAUGAAUGUUUAGAGAAUUGGAUGAAGUACAAAUUACGUUGUCCAAUUUGUCGUGAAAGUCUACCACCGAUAUAA
Molecule: messenger RNA, 2397 nt
Organism: Spathaspora passalidarum NRRL Y-27907
Lineage: Eukaryota; Fungi; Ascomycota; Pichiomycetes; Serinales; Debaryomycetaceae
Product: ubiquitin-protein ligase
Exons: 1
Coding region: 1-2397 (798 amino acids)
Source: RefSeq, a predicted model, not a curated record